Molecule: messenger RNA, 444 nt
Organism: Linum trigynum
Lineage: Eukaryota; Viridiplantae; Streptophyta; Magnoliopsida; Malpighiales; Linaceae
Source: the annotation of a GenBank genome assembly
AUGGAAACUACAUGUCGCUGCUGGAUCUCCUUAUUUUAUUACGGGAAAAAUCUUCUGUGUAUCAGCUUUGUGCGGGAGUACUUCUCUUCUCGUCUUGCUCGGGGUGGUUAUUUCUUCCAGCGGCUGAACUCCUCCCUGCAUUCUGACAACAUUCACCAAAGGAAAAGGUCCCGCCGUCCACCAUCGUUGUUCCGCCAUAACCACCGUCUUGGGCCCGGGUUCCAUUCCGUCAACGUUCCAUUCCGUCGACGUCUGUCCAACGAUUCCUCACCGAUAACUGCCUUCACCACUAGGUCUCCUCAAUCGACCGCCGUUCAUCCAUUCCCUGGUUUCACCCACAUCGAUUCCCAGUUCUCUUCGAGGGCGCCCUUGAAAUUGCAGGGAUUUCUGGAUUGGUUUGUUGGGUGCGAGGACCUCUCUGCUCUGCCAAUCAGUUAUAGGUGA